Messenger RNA from Mauremys mutica (yellowpond turtle), 1388 nucleotides. Its product is annotated as ficolin-2-like. Lineage: Eukaryota; Metazoa; Chordata; Testudines; Geoemydidae. The record is from RefSeq and is a predicted model, not a curated record. The transcript has 10 exons. Bases 84 to 1082 code for a protein of 332 amino acids.
CUCUCAGGCUCUGAAAUGCUAAAGCAGAGGAGAGGGCAGUGAGGAGACGAGUGGAGCUGCCGUUGCAGAGACCAGCACCAGCCAUGGGGAGAGCUGCCCAGCAAACCCUCCUCGCCUUACUCUGUCUAGCAGCUGUGGUUUGUCAGGCUCAGGACACCUGCCCAGAAGUGAAAAUGGUGGGUCUCAGUGGUAACGAGAGGCUCGCUAUUCUGCAAGGGUGCCCUGGAGUUCCUGGUGCCACAGGUCCCAAAGGAGAACCCGGAGCUGAAGGAAUGAGAGGAGAAAAGGGAACUCAGGGGAGCCCUGGGAAGAUGGGACCAGCUGGGGAGAAAGGAGCGAAGGGUGACAUUGGUGUUCCUGGUCUGAAAGGAGAUAAAGGAGACAUUGGAGUACCUGGAACUAUAACCGAGAAGGAGCUGGAGGAUGUAAACUGUAAGACAGGAGCGAGGAACUGCAAGGAGCUGUUAGCCAAAGGGAAGAUCAUGAGUGGCUGGUACACCAUCUACCCGCAUGACUGUAAUGCCAUGACUGUGCUGUGUGACAUGGACACAGAUGGAGGUGGAUGGAUAGUUUUCCAGAAGAGGGCAGAUGGAUCCGUGGACUUUUUCCGUGACUGGAAUUCAUACAAGAGAGGUUUUGGCAGCCGCCUGACAGAAUUCUGGUUGGGAAAUGACAAUAUUCACCUACUAACCUCUUUUGGAGCUAAUGAACUUCGCAUUGACCUCACAGAUUUCGAUAACAACCAUGCGUUUGCCAAGUACAAGUCAUUCAAAAUUUUAGGAGAGACUGAAAAUUACAAGCUGAUUCUUGGAGAUUUCCUUGGGGGUAAUGCAGGGGAUUCGUUAUCCGGCCACAACAACAUGCUGUUCUCAACUAAAGACCGACAGCAAGAUCCUGGUUCGAACAAAUGUGCAACAACCUACAAAGGAGCCUGGUGGUACAGUAGCUGCCAUACUUCCAACCUGAAUGGGAUGUAUUGGCUGGGAACUCAUAGCAGCUUUGCAGAUGGUGUGAACUGGCAGGCAGGCAAAGGGUACAACUACUCCUACAAACGGUCCGAAAUGAAAUUCAGGCCUGUUUAGCCCAGCAGGAAGGCAGGCGAUCACACGGCAGUGAACAUGUGACCGGAGUAAACUUAUUUUGUAUGCCACUACUUCUAUCAAUAAUUUUGGGUUUCUUCCCCUCUCCUUAAGAUUGCUACUUUCUGCUGGCACCUGACUUGCUAUUGCAUGCUGGCCUCCCUUACCUGCCAGCUGAGGUUUUCCAUGGUUCAUCUAGUGGCAGUGCAAGGUGGGGAGAGACCGAGAUAUGGAUCAAAGGGUUUGAGAACAACUGGAAAUCCUUCACACUCUGUCUGCUCUGCAUUGCUGAUUAUUUUGAGAACUAAA